AGAUCCUCUGUUUAAGCCAAAAGCCCGGGAGAGCUUUCUCCUUCCUUCGUCCCCAAAAAUCCCUCUCUAGGGUUUAUCAUUCAUCAUCUAAAAUUGGACUGAUCCGUAUCUUCAAUGGCGUCUUCUCCUUUCUCGUUGACCAGCUCCACUGUUCUCCCUCCUUUCCCUGCCCCAAAGACUCCCUUCCUACUUCACCGGCCCUGCUUCGGUGCUCCCCCACACUCAAAGCCCUUCCUCCGUGGAACUCUAUGUGUCGCUCGUCUCGGGUUCAGGCCCGACCAGGAGACUGCGGAAUAUGCGAUUCGGGAGCUGUUCAGCAGAGCGGAGGGCUUGAUUUACACUGUCGCCGAUGCUGCCGUGUCGGCCUCUGACACUGUCGUGGAUACUACUAGUGCCGCCAAACAGAACAAUGACUGGCUUUCCGGUAUUGCCAAUUACAUGGAGGCUGUGCUUAAGGUUCUAAAGGACGGGUUUUCCACUUUACACGUGCCUUACGCUUAUGGAUUCGCGAUCAUUCUUCUGACGGUUCUUGUUAAGGCUGCAACGUUUCCUUUGACAAAGAAACAGGUGGAAUCUGCAAUGGCCAUGCGGUCUUUGCAACCUCAGAUAAAGGCAAUUCAGCAGCGGUAUGCAGGAGAUCAGGAGAGAAUCCAGCUUGAGACUGCUCGACUGUAUAAACUAGCUGGAAUAAAUCCUCUUGCUGGUUGCUUGCCCACCCUUGCCACUAUACCUGUAUGGAUUGGGCUUUAUCGAGCACUUUCAAAUGUGGCAGAUGAGGGGCUCCUUACAGAAGGUUUCUUCUGGAUACCUUCCCUGGCUGGCCCAACAACAAUUGCAGCUCGACAAAAUGGCAGUGGCAUUUCUUGGCUUUUUCCUUUUGUGGAUGGUCAUCCACCUCUUGGGUGGUCGGAUACCUUGGCAUAUCUUGUGUUACCUCUGUUGCUGGUAAUUUCACAAUACAUAUCUGUGCAGAUAAUGCAGUCAUUUCAGCCUCAGAGUAAUGAUCCAAACAUGAAGAAUUCUCAAGCAAUAACCAAGUUCCUUCCUGUGUUGAUUGGCUACUUCGCUCUAUCUGUUCCUUCCGGUUUAAGUCUUUAUUGGUUCACAAACAAUAUUUUGAGCACAGCACAGCAAGUGUGGCUUCAAAGGUUAGGCGGCGCCAAAAACCCGUUGGCACAAUCUGCUGAAACUAUCAUCAAACAAGAAGAAGAACGAGUUCAGAAGACUGGUUCUGAUUUAACUGCUGCUAGAAUGGAACCAGUGAAAGAAAAGUUGAUUGCUGAGGGUCCACGUCCCGGUGAAAGAUUUAAGCAAAUAAAGGAACAAGAGGAAAGGCAGAAACGUGAAAGGGAACAACAAAAGAAACCAGCAGAGGAAACGGUUCUAUCCAAUGAAAGGAACGAGGAAGACAGAACUUUAAGAUCUGGGUCGGUGAAUGGAGCGAUUGAUGAACAUAAGACCGAAUUCAAUACUCGUGAUUCCUCAAAUGGUGGGGUUGCAGUGAAUGGUGGGCUUUCCAAUCCUGUUUCGAAGGAAGAACAGAAAGAGCAGUCCGUCCAGUUAGAAAGCAGUGACGCUUCAACGAGCCACGAGGCUCAAGGGGUCAACGAUAGGAACCAGUCGUGAAGUUGCAGACAGGGAGAUAUACUCAAAACCUUCACGAAGAAUCGCCAUCAUGGCAAAGGGCAAUUUUCCAUGGAAGUUGAUCGAGUGAGGAGUUAUCGAUCAAAAGAUACACAUAUACAAUCCAUCAAAAGUGAAGAAGAGCACCUUAACUUAAGCACGAUGUAUGAUCAGUAUAGCCUCAAUCAUGGAAAACCGAGACGGCUUCAUUGACCAUGCCAGCCUUCCUAUGAGCUGCAGGCUGCGGAUGGUGAGAUACAAUGAUUUUGUUCAAGUGGGUGUAAAUUGUUUUUGAGUGGGAAAGGAUUUGGGCCUUUCAUAUACACGGCGACUAUCUUGUAUCCAUUGUAUAUUCGUUACAAUAAUGAAUGGGGAAGGAAUUAGCCCUUGUUAGCCAGUGAAA
Molecule: messenger RNA, 2026 nt
Organism: Punica granatum (pomegranate)
Lineage: Eukaryota; Viridiplantae; Streptophyta; Magnoliopsida; Myrtales; Lythraceae
Source: RefSeq, a predicted model, not a curated record